CAAGAGGACUGGGAGAUGGCUGUACUGUUCUUCUCCCGCGCCCUCCACCUGGAUCCCAAGCUGGUAGACUUCUACGCCUUGCGGGCCGAGGCCUACAUCCAGCUCUGCGAUUUCUCCUCGGCCUCCCAGAACUUGCGAAGGGCUUAUUCCUUCGAACCAGAGAACACCAAGUACCAGGAGCGGCUCACCUUUGUGCUUUAUGUGCAGGGCCAGUGCCUCUUUGAGCAAUGUGCCUACCAGGAUGCCCUGACCGUCUUCUCUCAAGCCUCUGAGCUCCAGCCUCAGAAACCCUACUUCCGCUACCGAUGCAUGGCCUGUCUCCUGGCCCUCAAACGGUAUCGUGAAUGCCUCACACUUGUCACCAAGGAACUGAAGCAUGGCACGACCAACGCUGAUGUCUACAUUCUCCGGGCCAGGCUCUACAACUUCUUCCAGAAGCCCAACCUCUGCUACCGGGACCUGCAUAACAGCUUGCUUCUGGAGCCCAAGCACCCACAGGCCAAGGCACUGCUCAAGACGAUGGUGAACCAGGCCCAGCAGGCGCGCCAAGAUGCGGGGAUCUUUGCUGUGCGGGGCGACAUGCAGCACGCACUGCGGUGCAUCAACUGCGCCAUUGAGAACAGCCCUCUGGACCCCAGCCUCUUCCUUUUCCGGGGCACCAUGUACCGACGGCUCCAGGAGUUUGAUGGUGCUGUGGAGGACUUCCUGAAGGCGCUGGACAUGGUGCCUGAGAACGAGGAGGACAUGGUGCGGCAGGUGCAGCGGCAGCUGCUUCUGGCCUACAAUGACUUUGCAGUGCACUGCUACAUGCAGGGUGCCUACCAGGAGAGCGUGCUGCUGCUGAACAAGGUCCUCAAGGAUGAGCAGCAGGAGAAAGGCUUCUAUAUCAACCGUGGUGAUUGCUUCUUCCAGCUGGGCAACCUGGCCUUUGCUGAGGCGGACUACGAGCAGGCGCUAGCGCUCAGCCCGAAGGAUCCGGGGGCCAAUCUGCGCAUGAGCCUGCUGCAGGAGAAGAUGGGCUUCUGCGAGCAGAGGCGCAGGCAGUUCCACAAGGCAGAGGACCACUUCUCAAUGGCCAUCCAGCACAGCCCCCAGAAGGCUCGGUACUACCUGCAGCGGGCCAAGAGCCGACAGCUGCUGCAGAACUUUUGGGGGGCCCGCCAGGAUGUUGCUACUGUCCUGCUUCUCGAACCUGAACAACCACAGCUGCUCCCGCUGAUGACCAACCUCUUCCCGGGCAUGUCGGUGGAUGAUGUGCUUGGCAGCCAUGUGGCCCGCCUAGCCAAGCUGCAGCUGGAGCGGGCGAUGGAGAGCAGUCCAGAGUCCAGCAUCCCGAAAGGCAUUGUGGGGUUGCUUCGGGAGCGGGAAUUAGAGCGCCAGAAGGCCCGUGCCCUGCGGCGUGAGUGGAAGGUGGAGCAGCCUUCCUCCGAAGAGCUGAAGGUCACCCACCAGGCCCUGCAGAAAGGUCCAGAGGAAGAAGCUGAGGCCCCGGAGGAGGAGAAGGAAAAGGAGGAGGAGCCUGAGCACCCCCCUGACAAGGAGACGUCCCUGUCUAGCAACUACAUCGACCAGACCUCCUCAGGCUCCAUCUUGGGCUUCAUAGCCACAUCCACCUCAGAGACAGAGAUGUCCAGUACCUGCCAGGAGUACAGGAGCACUUCAGCCACUGCUGUGACAUUCACUGACUCCUCACAGCUGAAGACUCAAUCCUCAGACUCUGGGACCAAUGCAGAGGAUCCAAGUCUGAGCCAGAACCCCAGCAAAACCAAGCCUGCCCUUGGGCUGAGCUGGAGCCUCAGCAAGACCGAAGAAUCCCAGGGUCCAAGGCAUAGGCCCAGCAAGAUUGAAGAGACUCAGGACCCGAGGCAGAGGCCCAGCAAGACCGAGGACACCCAAGGCCCAAGGCAGAGGCCCAGCAAGACUGAAGAGACUCAGGACCCGAGGCAGAGGCCCAGCAAGACCAAGGAAAACCAGGGCCCAGGGCAGAGUUCCAGCAAGACCGAGGACACCGGGGGACCAAGGCGGAGGCUCAGGAAGGCGAAGGUUGCCCAGGGCUGGAGCUGGGGACCCAGCAAGUUCCCCACCCAUGGCCACGCCUGGGGACUGAAUCGAAGCUCCAGCAAGACUAAGGAUUUCUAUGACCUCAGUCUGAGCCCCAGCAAAACAGAUGCUACUCAGGGCGGGAAACAGAGGCCCAGCAAGGACGAUACCACCCAGGAUCAGAAUUGGGAACUAAACAAGACAAAGGUUUUCUGUGACCUACGUCAGAAACCUAGCAAGACCAAAGCUGUCCAGGUCCAGAGCCAGAGACUCAGCAAGACUAAGGGUGCCCAAGGCUGGAGCCGGGAACCAAGGUCAAGACCCAGCAAGACCAAGGUUGCACAAGGCACAAGCCAGAACCCCAGUAAGACUAAGGCCAUGCACAGCCCAAGCCAAAGUCUCCACGAGGUUCAGUCUGCCCAGAGGUGGAGCCAGGGACCAAGCCAAAGUCCCAGCAAGACCAAGGCCAGCUGGGGCCUGAGCUCAAGUUCCAGCAACACUGAGUCCAUCUGGGGACCGAGUCCAAAUCCCAGCAAGACUGAGUACACCUGGGACCUGAGCUAUAGUCCCAACAAAACCGAUGCCACCCAGGGUCUGAGCCAGAGCCCCAGCGAAACCGAGGCUGACCAGAGCCACAGCCCCAGCAGGAAUACUGCUCCCUGAAGGAGCCACUAAGCCCCACACUACCUGCUGGGGAAGAGAGAGGUCCUACCCCCACGCACUGGUACCCAACCCACUCGGCAAAGCUGGCUCCUCCCAGAGCAGGCAGAAACUUCAGCCAGCAUUCCUCUGGUU
Messenger RNA from Loxodonta africana (African savanna elephant), 2835 nucleotides. It is a transcript of the gene TTC16, whose product is annotated as tetratricopeptide repeat domain 16. The record is from RefSeq and is a predicted model, not a curated record. The transcript has 12 exons. Gene Ontology annotation, molecular function: protein binding. Bases 16 to 2703 code for a protein of 895 amino acids. Lineage: Eukaryota; Metazoa; Chordata; Mammalia; Proboscidea; Elephantidae.